AUGUUCGAAGACAUUGUUGCUGCAACAAACAGUUUCCAUGACACAAACGUACUUGGAAAAGGAGGUUUUGGCAAAGUCUAUAAGGGAAUACUAGAAGAUGGAAAGGAAGUUGCUGUUAAAAGGCUUAGCAAGGGUUCUGAUCAGGGGAUAGAGCAUUUUAGAAAUGAAGUGGUUCUUAUUGCCAAAUUGCAGCACAAGAAUCUAGUUAGACUUCUUGGCUGUUGUAUUCAUGAGGAUGAGAAGUUGCUUAUUUAUGAAUACUUACCCAACAAAAGCCUGGACCAGUUUCUUUUUGAUAUUGCAAGGAAGUUUAUGCUUGAUUGGCCAAAGAGGUUCAACAUAAUCAAAGGGGUAGCUAGAGGACUUAUGUAUCUCCACCAAGAUUCGAGAACGACUAUAAUCCAUAGAGACCUCAAGCCAAGCAACAUCCUGCUAGACGUGGAGAUGAACCCAAAAAUAUCAUAUUUUGGAAUGGCAAGGAUCUUUGGGGGCAACGAACAACAAGAAAGUACCAGACGAGUUGUUGGCAUGUAG
This is a messenger RNA of Triticum dicoccoides, 534 nucleotides long. RefSeq names its product putative cysteine-rich receptor-like protein kinase 35. Gene Ontology annotation, molecular function: protein serine/threonine kinase activity; ATP binding. The transcript is spliced from 3 exons. Bases 1 to 534 code for a protein of 177 amino acids. Lineage: Eukaryota; Viridiplantae; Streptophyta; Magnoliopsida; Poales; Poaceae. The record is from RefSeq and is a predicted model, not a curated record. Gene Ontology annotation, cellular component: plasma membrane. Gene Ontology annotation, biological process: protein phosphorylation.